This is a messenger RNA of Exaiptasia diaphana, 3865 nucleotides long. Its product is annotated as regulation of nuclear pre-mRNA domain-containing protein 2. Gene Ontology annotation, biological process: mRNA 3'-end processing. The coding region runs from base 1 to 3528 and encodes 1175 amino acids. The transcript is spliced from 7 exons. The record is from RefSeq and is a predicted model, not a curated record. Gene Ontology annotation, cellular component: RNA polymerase II, holoenzyme. Lineage: Eukaryota; Metazoa; Cnidaria; Anthozoa; Actiniaria; Aiptasiidae. Gene Ontology annotation, molecular function: RNA polymerase II complex binding.
AUGGCGCUGCUCAAUGAAAAAGGCUUUGAGCGCAAACUUCAACAGAUGUCUCUUGCCCAGGACAGCGUGCAAACAGUUUCUUUAUGGAUCAUACACCACAAGAAAUAUGCUGGAGAUAUUGUUAAAGUCUGGACUGAAAAUUUAAAGAAAUGUUCCCCUGAUCGCCGACUUGUGCUGUUUUACUUAGCUAAUGAUGUUCUACAGAACAGCAGGAAGAAAGGGAAGGAGUUUUCAACGGCGUUUAGCAAAGUUCUAAAAGAUGUCAUUCCUUUGCUAAGUGAGAGAAAGAUUUGUGAUUCUGUUCAAAGAGUGAUGAAGAUCUGGCACGAAAGGAAAGUGUUUGAUAAAGAGUUCCUUGAUAGUCUGCAACGGAAAUUCGAAGCAUCUCAGGGGAAACCCACUAARGUACAUGGURUACACAAAUUAAAAACARGCCAUACUACAGACAGUGAUGGUGAACAUGGAACUCCUAAACAGGAGAUCAAGCAUUCAACCUCAACACAAAAAACACAAGAGAAAAAAUUACCUCCAGCAGACUUCAAGCCAUCUCAAAUGAUUGAUUCUCUCAAAGCCAUGAGAGACUUGCAGGCAGAGGUUACAUUAAAAGAAUCUCAGUUAAAUUCACUGAGAAUCGAUGCAUCUGAUAUGGAAGCCAUCAAACAAUUAAAAGAUCGGGCAACUGGAGCAAAAUUUACGGCAGAAUAUGAAGCAGCUUCAGAAAAGCUUGAAAGCUUUUGUGGUACCUUAAAAAUGCAAAAAGAAGAAAUUCUCAAAAUGAUACAGUGUGUAGAGGAUGGGAAGUUGUUCUAUGAUUCAGCAUUUGGCGAAGUUAAAGUUAUUGUUCAUGCCUACAAGACAUUUGGUAACCGACUCAAUUCUUUGAAAAAGAAAGUAGAUAACAAAGUUGMAAAAAUCAUUAAUGCAGAAGCCGAGAAAAAGAAGAUGGGACCUAUACACACUCCCCAAGCAUCGUUUUUAACGUCUGGCUUGCCUGAAAUUGCAGUGGACACCGAGGAAAAAAGCAGUGAGGCAGUAGAUCCUACUGUGGACAACACUGAGGUUGCUGAUAUGGAUAUUGAGGAUGAUGGCGAUAGUGAAAACGAUGAAAGUAGCCAAAGCCCAACAGAUUCAACUGCAACUCCAUUGUCAGAUGUCAAGACCACAGAGACUUCAGCUUCCGCUACAAGUGUUGAAACAACACCAACUACGACUGCAACACAAGCUACCUCCACAAGCUCAUGUGCAUCAUCGAGCAUUACCACAACGUUUUCAGGAAAUACAUCUGUGGCUUCUAUGCCAGUUCAGAUGACUGCUGUGCACCCACAAAUGAUGAUGCAACAACCCAUGCAGUUCAUACACGGACAACCUGGUAUGUCGAUGAUUCCAGUUGGCAUGCCUGGUUCAGGACAGUUUAUUAGCAUACCAUCACAAUAUCCUCAACCUAUGGUACCAUAUGGCAUGGGUAUGCAUGCAAUUGGAUCAUUUCCAAGUCAACCUCAGUUGACUAGGCUGCCUCUUCCAGGUCAAGCACCAUUCCCAGGCGCUGUACCGAAUCUCCCUCAACAAAUACCUGGAAAUGCCGUCCCUGCCUCUCAAAUGGCAGUUGGUAAUAAUACACUGACUCCUGUGAUAAAUCCAUCUUCAUUGCCUACCCAUUCAGUUACCCCAAGCUCCAGCACAAGUGCAGUUCCAUUACCGCAGCCAGCGCCGACGACUAGUACUAACUCUGUAACCUCACCCACCCAGUCAGUUAGCAAACCCCUACCAUCCAGUAAUGCAGCAAACAUCGAAAGCACUCCCAGAAAGACCAUUGGAUCUCCAGGUUCUGAAAUGUCAGCUCCAUCACCAGUUGGUUCUCCUGAGUUAGAGCUGGGAGGAGAUGAAACUCCAGAAACUGCAUCUCCCCAAAGAGUAGAUGAAGUCAAAAUAAUAGGCUUUCCAGCAAUGUCAGGGCAACAAUCAGAUCAAGGCGAAUUACCUGGAACGUCAGAGGAAGCUAGUGCSCCAUCCACAGGUUCGGCCUCUCCUAACCGCGCUGGUGAACUCUCUAAACCGGUAAGCGCAGUAAACAUUCUUGCGCAGCUGAUUAGUCGCGGAAGACAGCUUAAAGAGCAAACGCCAGAAAUGGAAAGUACAUCUGGAGCCUCAACUCCUAAAGAAGAACCGCCUGCAACAACACAACCCCAGCAAGAAAAGCCAUUGUUUUCUCUUAUUGACUCCUUAUUUCCCAAGCUGACGGACUCUUUGAAAACAAUAAGAGAAAGAGAGAAGGAUAACGAAACUUCGACGUCAACAUCAGAAGAAGGUUCUCCCAAACAAAAAAUAGAAAUCAAUUCAAUGGGAGACAACGAUGAUUCUGAAAACGAAGGUGACCUCAUGAUGCGACCACAGCAACAUGCCCCAGAGGAACACAGAGGCCCAGUAGGAUUCCACCCAGCAGAUUUUGCACUUGGGAAUCCUAGAGUACCGUUUGCUGGACACCCACAUGAUGGACCACUUAGACAGCCAUGGAAUGAGGAACAUUUUCCAAGUCAUAGACCUCCUUUCAGAGAAUACCAAGAAAGACCUCAGAUUCCCCCACCAUCGCCUAUAAAAGGACCUGGUCUUAGUCCACGUUUUCCAGGGCCAAGGCCGUUUCCGGGAUCUCAAGGAACAUUUUUUAUACCACCGGAAACAGAAUCUGUAGGAGAACCAAGAGAUGAAUUUAGAGGAAUGCCCCAGAGAAGUCCUCGUCAAUUACAUUCACCAAGGGCACAAUUUAACAUGCCUAUAGAACAUGAACGUGAAUUGAAUGAUGGCCCUCUAAAUAAUCGACCUCAAAUACGACCAAUAUCUCCAAGAGGAGGUUUUMCCGGUGUCGAGCAGAACCACGGGCCUCACGAUAGACCACCCCAUUUUGAGGGCAUUCCAAGAGAAGAACAACGGCCGCAUUUUCAUUUUGAGAAUCCAGGAGCACCUCCUCGUCCGGUUGGUCCACCAGAUAUACACAGAAUGCCUCUCGGGGGCUCACCUCAACGCGCUCAUAUAGAUGGUCAACCGAAACCUAGAUGGCUUUCUCAAGAGGGACCACGUGGAAACCCACCACAACAUGAUGGUCCUCGUGUCUUCCACCGUUCAUUUAGUGAUGGGGAAAUGGGUGAAAUUCCUGGAGAGCCUCCGAUGAAGAGACCAAUGUUAGAGGAGGGACCACCUAGAUCUUUCUCGGAUCAAGGAAGACCCAUUCGACCAGGCUUUCAUCCUCCUUCGCCUGGAUUUGAACGAAACAGGGAAAUGUGGAAUGAAAGAGAACAAUGGGAACCACGUCAUGCGGUUCCCGAUAGGACUAGACCCGAAUUUCGCAACAGAGAACAUUUAUCACCUAGAUUUAUAGAGCAUGGGAAUCGAUCCUUUCCUCCACAUCAGGAAAGGCCCCCUUUUCGCCCUCGACGGAACUCUUUCAAAGGGUUUGAACAUAGAGAACACUUCCCCGAACAUCGGCCAAGGCCAAGGUUUCCAUUCCGUGGUGGACACCCAAGACCUUUCUAUUAACAGUCAUUUCCGGUACUGCUGUAGCUUUAUUAUAAUAUAGAUGUUCGGUAUUACCGAAGCCAUGAAUUGAAGAGAAUUCCUGAGGACACCAUUUCCCUCGGUAAAUAGAGGAAAAUAUUUUAAAAGAGUAUAAGGCAUACCUGUGUUUCAAUAGACUGCUUAUUCUAUGUAGACUCGGGUUAUCAGAAGGCCAAAUUCAUAUUUGCUAUGCAGUCUUUUUAUAAUAUAUUUUAUUACUGCUYUCAGGUUCUUUUUAGAAGCAAACGUAUCUGCCGUACUUUGUAAUAUUUCCUAUCCCCUCCCCCCUAUAGUCGUGAUUAAAUCAUUUAAUCCAUGA